UCCAUCCCUUCAAACAAUCCUCCCAAGCAUGUCAGACCACUCUGACUCCAAUGAUUCCCAUGAGCUUAACAACUUAGAUGAUAGCCUAGACGAUUACAUUGCCGAGCAAGAUAUCGUAGAUUCCUUCGCUCGGAUGUUUGCAAACAAGUUUAAGGCCAGACUCGCAGCUCUGCGUGCUGGAUUAUCUUGUCGCCGAAGUGGUACCAGAAGGUACAUACGGAGGAAUCGUGAGGAGGCCCAUAAUCUGCUUGUGGCUGACUACUUCGCUGAAAUUCCAACCUACAGCGAUGCAAUGUUCAGGAGAAGGUUUCGGAUGAGAAGACCUGUCUUCUUGCGUAUUGUGAGUGCCUUAUCAGAGUGGUCUCCCUUUUUCACUCAAAGGGUAGACUGCACUUCUAGGAAAGGGCUCUCACUGCUGCAGAAAUGCACGGCGGCUAUUCGUAUGAUGGCAUACGGUACCCCUGCUGAUGAACUGGAUGAUUACCUGAAGAUCGGUGAGAGCACUGCAUUGAAGUGUUUGAAGCAUUUCGCAAAAGGGGUGAUCGCCAACUUUGCUGGGCGUUACUUGCGACGCCCCACUUGUGAGGAUGUGGAGCGCUUGCUGCAAGUCGGCGAGUCUCGAGGCUUUCCUGACAUGUUGGGAAGCCUAGACUGUAUGCAUUGGCAGUGGGAGAAUUGCCCGGUUGCUUGGAAAGGACAGUUUACUCGCGGUGACCAUGGUGUCCCUACUCUCAUGCUCGAAGCAGUAGCUUCAUAUGACCUUUGGAUAUGGCAUGCCUUUUUUGGUGUUGCUGGUUCCAAUAAUGACAUAAAUGUGCUUAAUCAGUCCCCAUUAUUCAUUGAGGAGUUGAAGGGGGAAGCUCCUCGCGUGCAAUAUACUGUCAAUGAGAGGCGGUACAAUACUGGCUACUAUCUUGUGGAUGACAUAUACCUAGAAUGGGCUGCCUUCGUCAAGACAAUUCCACUCCCCCAAAUAGAAAAGGACAAGCGGUUUGCACAACUUCAAGAAGGCGCUAGGAAGGAUAUAGAACGUGCAUUCGGGGUCUUGCAAUCUCGCUUCUCUAUUGUGCGUCGUCCAGCACGAUUAUGGUCACGAGCAUCUAUUGGAAAUAUUAUUAAAGCAUGCAUCAUUCUCCACAAUAUGAUAGUUGAAGAUGAGAGGGAAAUGGUCACCACUCCUCUUGACUUGAAUGAGACUCCGGGGUCAUCAGUUGUUUUACCUCUAGAAAUGAAGGUGGGUGGUAACACAUGCUUUGCUGAUGUUCUUCAGAGAAAUGCUGGAAUUCGUGAUCGCUCAACACAUACGCAACUCAAGAGGGACUUGGUUGAGCACAUUUGGAAGAGAUAUGGCAAUUAG
Molecule: messenger RNA, 1357 nt
Organism: Triticum urartu
Lineage: Eukaryota; Viridiplantae; Streptophyta; Magnoliopsida; Poales; Poaceae
Source: RefSeq, a predicted model, not a curated record